Messenger RNA from Lactuca virosa, 837 nucleotides. The record is from the annotation of a GenBank genome assembly. NCBI's taxonomy places the organism in Eukaryota, Viridiplantae, Streptophyta, Magnoliopsida, Asterales, Asteraceae.
AUGGAUAGGUUUGCUUACAUGACUGAUAAGUGUAACAAAUGGAAGUCCAAUCUGUGCCCAAAUGUGUUGAAAAAAAUGAACCUUUUUGGGAAGUAUAUGAGGUUUUGGAUGGUUAUUCAUUGCCAAGCUUUAGUGUUUGAAUCUAGGUUCAAUUAUGAAAAUUUCAAGGUAGACUUGGAGGCCAGGACUUGUACAUGCAAGCUUUGGGAUAUUUCUGAAAUCCCUUGUGUUCAUGCAAAUGUUGUCAUUAACUAUAUCCAUAAGACAAUUUAUGGAUAUGUUAACGAGUGCUUAUCAAAAGACAGGUUUAUUGAAUGUUACCAAACUAACAUAAUUCAUGUUAAUGGGAGCAAUUUGAGGGAACAAACUACAUUCCAAAAGCCUUUGCCACCAACAGCUAGGAGAAUGUCAGGAAGGCCUGCCACCAAAAGGAUAAGGCAUUCAAGUGAAAAAGAGACCAAGUUUGCUACUGCAAGAUUUCAUGUAUCCAAAAUUGUGAGGUGUGGUAAUUGCUCUGAAUUUAGAUAUAACAAACAAAGUUGCACAAAUGAAGCAACACCAAGAUUUCCACAUGCACCCAAAAAAUUGGGUAGGCCAAGAAAAAAUCAAGAGGAACAUGAAAGUACCACAAUUGAAAGUCUAAUGAAUCAAAAUAUGGAUCCCAAUCAAGCAUCUGAUUAUAGGAGAAAUACUAGAAGGAGGAGUACAAAAACUAGUAAUGAUCCAAAUCAGCCAACUGCAAAAAGGAGAAAAAUAAAUGCUAGAAGGGGUGGAGGUAGAGCUGGAGGUAAGGGAAAAAAACUUGUGGAUGAAGGACAAGUUCAGAUUGAGGGAUGA